AUGGGCGCCUGGCGCCAAGCAGCUCCGUCCCUCGGCGUGGGGCUGGGCUCGGCCGCCAGGAUCAGCCCCGCGGGCCCCCAGCAGCUGCAGGAUGCGGUGGCAGGGGAGGAGGGCACCCGGGUGUUACCCAGCUGGUCUGAAACGCUGCCACCCCCUGCGGCUGCCACCCCCUGCCGCUGCCACCCCCUGCGGCUGCCACCCCCUGCCGCUGCCACCCCCUGCGGCUGCCACCCCCUGCGGCUGCCACCCCCUGCGGCUGCCACCCCCUGCCGCUGCCACCCCCUGCGGCUGCCACCCCCUGCGGCUGCCACCCCCUGCCGCUGCCACCCCCUGCGGCUGCCACCCCCUGCGGCUGCCACCCCCUGCGGCUGCCACCCCCUGCCGCUGCCACCCCCUGCGGCUGCCACCCCCUGCCGCUGCCACCCCCUGCGGCUGCCACCCCCUGCCACUGCCACCCCCUGCCGCUGCCACCCCCUGCGGCUGCCACCCCCUGCCGCUGCCACCCCCUGCCGCUGCCACCCCCUGCGGCUGCCACCCCCUGCCGCUGCCACCCCCUGCGGCUGCCACCCCCUGCGGCUGCCACCCCCUGCCGCUGCCACCCCCUGCCGCUGCCACCCCCUGCCGCUGCCAUCCCCUGCCGCUGCCACCCCCUGCCGCUGCCACCCCCUGCCGCUGCCAUCCCCUGCCGCUGCCACCCCCUGCCGCUGCCACCCCCUGCCGCUGCCACCCCCGGCCGCUGCCACUUGCCCCUUGGCAGCCCCCCUGGGGGUGCUUGGCUGUGGUGCUGGCAGGGCAGGGUGA
Messenger RNA from Dryobates pubescens (Downy woodpecker), 801 nucleotides. RefSeq lists its product as uncharacterized. Lineage: Eukaryota; Metazoa; Chordata; Aves; Piciformes; Picidae. The record is from RefSeq and is a predicted model, not a curated record. The coding region runs from base 1 to 801 and encodes 266 amino acids. The transcript is spliced from 4 exons.